AACGAGUAGCCGGUAAUUUCCUCCAAUUUUUUCUGUUCAGCGCCUCUUCUCAGCUUAACUUAACUCCGUCCGUUACCGCCAUAUUUUUUUCUUCUUUCCCCCAAUUUCAUUCCCUUUUGCCCUCAAUUUCAAUCUGUGAUCAAACUCAGUCGAUUUCUCGCUCUAUUUGAUCUCCAACUUGUUUCUUCCACGUUCGAUUAACUGCGUCGGCGGGAUAUUCAACGCGUUUCUGGUCGAUUGGGGUGAAUGGCGAUUUCGAUCCAGAUCUAGGGUUUUGCUUCCCCUUUUUCUCUGAAUUUUGUGCAUUCUACCAUUUGUUUUCUACUCCAGAUUUUCUCGUUGAGGCUCGAGGGAUUUGGAUCUCGCGUCUGUGGAGAGCUUCAGCUUACUGCGUUGAAGAUGGCUGUCAAAACAGCUCAUUCAUUUAGAGAUCGGACGCUGGAAUUUCAGAACAUAACAGAGAGGCUAAAGAAGUCUUUCUCUUCUGGCACGGGAACAACUGGACCAAGUGCUGUUUCAAAAUCAGAAGAGCAGCGCUCUGCUGUGGCCCUACAGUCUGAAUUUAAUAAAAGGGCUUCCAAGAUUGGGUUAGGGAUACACCAGACGUCUCAGAAACUCUCAAAGUUGGCAAAAUUGGCAAAGAGGACUUCUGUUUUUGAUGACCCAACAAUGGAAAUUCAGGAGCUAACUGCUCUUAUUAAGCAGGACAUUACAACAUUGAACUCUGCCGUUGUAGAUCUUCAGCUUCUCUGCAACUCUAGAAAUGAAAAUGGAAACAUAUCCAGUGAUACUACUAGUCAUUCAACCACUGUGGUAGAUGAUCUUAAGAAUCGAUUGAUGAGCACGACAAAAGAAUUUAAAGAAGUCCUGACCAUGCGAACUGAAAAUUUGAAGGUUCAUGAGAACAGAAGACAACUAUUUUCUUCUACUGCUUCAAAGGAAUCUACAAAUCCUUUUGUUCGCCAGCGCCCAUUAGCAUCCAGGUCAGCUUCUGGUGCCCCAAGCGCAGCCCCUCCUCCAUGGGCCAAGGCAUCUACAUCUUUUUCCAAAGCAUCUCCCGGGAAGCAGGUGGAUGGGGAGGGUCAACCAUUGUUGCAGCAGCAGCAGCAGCAGCAGCAGAUGGUUCCAUUACAAGAUACUUACAUGCAGAGCAGAGCUGAAGCUCUUCAAAAUGUAGAAUCCACCAUUCAUGAAUUAAGCAAUAUCUUCAACCAGCUAGCGACUCUGGUUUCUGAACAAGGAGAGAUUGCUAUCAGGAUCGAUGAAAACAUGGAUGAUACUCUGGCAAAUGUGGAGGGGGCACAGGGAGCUUUGCUCAAGUAUCUAAGCAGUAUAUCAUCAAAUAGAUGGUUGAUGAUCAAAAUUUUCUUUGUACUAAUAUUCUUCCUCAUGGUUUUCCUAUUUUUUGUGGCAUAGUCGUCAAAGAGAAAAAUGUAAUUGGAAAAACGAAAAGGGAAAAGAAAAAAAAGAACAAAAAAAAAAAAAUACUCAUCUUUUUUGUUGUCUAUUAGUAGCCUUCGUAUUCUUUCAUACCUCCUGUUAGUCACCCCCGAUGCAUAUUAUAUUACUUUUCCAGACGUAAGACCUGGAUUAUGGUCAAGUAUAAUGUUGUUGAUAAUUUGUCAGUUUGUGAAUUGUAAGAGGCCUUAAUUACAUCGUGACAAUUGCCAAAACAAUUGGUAAACUCCUUUUUCUUUCUCAGUAAUUUAUAAUUUAUAGUUUCUGACUGUCUCGUA
This is a messenger RNA of Cucumis melo (muskmelon), 1736 nucleotides long. RefSeq names its product syntaxin-32. NCBI's taxonomy places the organism in Eukaryota, Viridiplantae, Streptophyta, Magnoliopsida, Cucurbitales, Cucurbitaceae. The transcript has 6 exons. Bases 400 to 1416 code for a protein of 338 amino acids. Gene Ontology annotation, molecular function: SNAP receptor activity; SNARE binding. The record is from RefSeq and is a predicted model, not a curated record. Gene Ontology annotation, cellular component: endomembrane system; SNARE complex; Golgi membrane. Gene Ontology annotation, biological process: intracellular protein transport; vesicle fusion; endoplasmic reticulum to Golgi vesicle-mediated transport.